Messenger RNA from Funneliformis geosporum, 1209 nucleotides. Lineage: Eukaryota; Fungi; Glomeromycota; Glomeromycetes; Glomerales; Glomeraceae. The record is from the annotation of a GenBank genome assembly.
AUGUCACAAGGAGGAGCCAUAAGCUCGCUUGUAUACGCUUCUGGAGCAGUUGGUACAGCUGCAAGUAUGGGAUACGUAUUCGGCCGUCAAACGAUCUUUAAAAAACGCAGAAAUUCGAUUUAUACGUCAAUAAGUAAUUGCUCUAGUAAUAAUUUAUCGUCUUUGCCAACAACUCCAUAUACGGAAAUUAAUUCAUCACCAAAGAGUCCUUUGAAACGAUUCAAGUUAUUCCGUUCAAAGAAUAAACGUUCACAAGAAGCAGUACGUCCAGAUCAAUUAUCUGAUUUAGCAGAUGAUGAUGUUUCAUCCAUAUGUUCGGAUGUAUUUACAAUGAAAGAUCGCGAUCGAAGGACUUUAUCUGUGCCCAAUUUGCCUGCUACGCUUCAAUCACAAAGUUGGGAUAAUUCUCCAUCUUUAAGUGGUGUGUACAUUUCCCGGGGGGUAUCAGAAACACUGCUCGAAGAGGAUGAGGAGGAUGAAGACUGGGAUUCACAAAGUGAUUCCGGUUCCAAUGAACCUGUCAAUAAAUCCACGCAAACUUUAUCAUCAUUUUUGCCCAUUCCUAAUACACCAACGUCACCAACACGAAGACGACAUAAUCGAUGUAAUUCAUUACCUCCGACCAGUAUACAUGAUUAUUCGCCGAGUCUAUAUCAUCGACGACCGACACCGAGUGAAAGUUGGGAUGAUGAUUUUGAUUUAGAUGUGAACGAAUUGAACGUUCCAUCAAUAGUUGAGGAAAAUCAAAUCUCAUUGAGAAUGGAUAUUUCCAAUAUCAAGGAUUUCGCAACACAUAUAAAGGAAUUGAAAGAUCUUCGGGUUUGGAAGGAGAGUCUUUCUACUGAUAUUCUAUCAAAAAUGACCAGACGAUGGUCAAAUGGAUUCUUACGUACAUCAUCCAAGAAAGUCAAGGACCUUGAGAAUCAAUAUAAACGGGAUUGGGAAGAAGCAGCCGUAAUUAUUGAUAUUGCAGAUGUUGCGGAUAACAAAACGACCAUUGACGAACGUGUUGAAGUCGAUAUCGAGCAAAUUCCUUCAAUACGUCAUAUGAAAAUAUUUAAGAGAAUCAUUAUUGAAAGUUUAGGCGAAGACGCGAAAGAUCUUAUAUCCUUUGAUGAUGACAAAGAAAAUCAAUAUGAUUACAACAUUCCUAUGAAAAAAGAAGAGAGAAUUUUAGAAUGUCUGUGGAAGUUAUGCCGAGUUUGGUAG